AUGGGUGAGUCAAAAGAAGUCUUCUUUGUCUAUUGCAUGAAACGAUUCUAUUUGGCCGUCUGCUUGUACUCUUGCGAGCUGUCGCUCCUCCGGAAGCACAUGCUUUGUUGCUCAACGGCGGUGAGUUUCACGUGCCCGUCAAUCGGCCAGACCCCCGUCGUCUCCCAACAGGGCAACAACCUCUUCUGCAAUUCUGCCGGUCAGCGGGACGUUUGCCCGAUAAAUUCCCUGUGCCUGUCGGCGGCCAACUCGGCCGGGUUGCUGAUCUGCUGCUUCAGCUCGCCGUCGAACGUGCAGCCAAUCUGCCCGAACAACGGCCAGCCACAGUCGAGCCUUGGCGGAAGCUUUGUAUCGUGUGAUAUCACAAAUCCUACUUGUAGCGCUGGGUAUACCUGUGUCCGUGCCUCAAAUGACUUCCAGACGACGUUGUGCUGUACCCAGGGCUCAACUCCGACCGAUCCGAUUUGUCCCAAUCAACAGACUGCUCAAUUGACAAAUGGCCGGCCGACAUAUUGCAAUCCAGCGACGCUGUCAUCGUGUAGCUCGGGCUUCUCCUGCACGGCGGCCUCUAACGUCGCCGGCACGUUCAUCUGCUGCAGCUCGUCCGGAACUUCGACUUGCCCCGCCAAUUUCAGCCCGAGUCUUGAUAAUCUUGGAAACCAGAUAUUUUGCACUCCUACAAACACGGCUGGGUGCCCGGGCGGGUCGCAGUGCUUGCAGUCGCCGAACAACAACGCGUUUUUCCUGUGUUGCAGAUCCAGCAUCUCCCCACGCGUCUGUCCAAACGGGCAAAAUGCUCUGAUAAACUCGAAUGGAAAUUUGGAGUCGUGCACGGGGCCUGGAGCGCCGUGUAGUCAGACGGGCUACACCUGCACCCUAUCGCCAGUGUUGGCCCAAUACUUCUGCUGUGGUGCCGGAAGUAGCCAAUUGGCCGUUUGCGCUGACGGACGGGAUACAUAUCAACAAGUGUCGGGCCAAGUAUACACCUGCAGCCCCUUGCAGCUUCCCACCGGCUGCCCGGUUGGGUAUGAUUGUGCACAGAGUAGCGUGCUAGGCACAUACGUCUGCUGUCGGACGGCGGCAACAACGGUAUCGCCUCAGACAUGUCCCUCCGGAUGGAACGCCUACCGUAAUGAGGUGACGGGAGAAACGCGAACCUGCACCGGGCCUUUUGAUAUGAGCUGCCCGAUCGGCUUCUCCUGCACCCCGGCAAACAACAUGUUCGCCGGCUCAUCGGCCUUCGUCUGCUGCAGAUUGGCGACGGCUUUGCGAUGCAUCUCGGGGCAACCCCUACUUCUCAACAACCAACCCCGACUCUGCUCCACCCAACAACUGAACCAAUGCCCUCCGAGUUACACCUGUCAACAGUCAACUAUCCCAUCGAUCACAAUUUGCUGCACGAAUAUACCAUUCCCACUUUCGAGGGACAGCUCCCAAUUUUGCCCAGAUGGUUCCCAGGCUGCCCUGAUCGGGACUACGGUACAAUACUGUACGGACGUCGGAACCCAGUCAAGCUGCCCGACAUCCCACAUUUGCCAGCAGAACGUGGCCGGCCGGAACUUAUGUUGUCGUGUGACGAGGGCCCGGAUCUCUUCGUCAAAAUUGGCCCCGUCAGCCCUCAAGGAAACGGCUGAAGUCUGCGGCCCAGGCACUAUAUCCCAGAUGAAGGCCGGCGUCGUCGUCAAGUGCGCUGACCAGCGAGAUUGUGAAAAGCCGUUCAAUUGCCUCGAAUCGCCCACCCACUCGAACGCUUCAUUUUGCUGUCAGCGGGCUCGAUGUCCGUCCGGGGUCCAGUUGUCGGCAGAGGGGCGACUCUGUACAAACGACGGGGACUGUGGCGUCGACGCCCAAUGUCAGCGGGCGGUCAAUAUGCCAAAAGUUUCGGUCUGUUGCGCCGUGGAGGGGCCGGCGACGACACGAUGUGAAGGCGCCGGUACCCUGCUCGUCUCCGGCAGACCGGGAGAAUCCGUGUGUGAUAAGGGCUACGAAUGUUCCUCGAGAACAUCCACAGCUCGAGCGGUUUGCUGCGCGCGCGCGACGACGGUGGGAGCCGUGGUUUGCCCGCCGUCGCGGGUCCCCUUCUACGUCUCAAUGAUAGCGAAAAAGUUGCUAUACUGCGACGAUACGGGCUACAUGUGCCCGCUGGACUUUGAGUGUCUCCGCUCGGCCGACCUUGAUCGUUUUUUGUGUUGUUCUCCAUUGCCCCGGUGCCCUGGCGGGACACGACCUGUUGAAGAUGAAGGAGCUCAAAUAAGGUGUACGGGCGAGAAGGACUGCCCGGCCGGCUCAUUCUGCCGCCCCUCAUCCGUGUCUAACCAUCGAAUAUGCUGUGGCCAAGACGACGAA
Mesorhabditis spiculigera is the source of this 2346-nucleotide messenger RNA. NCBI's taxonomy places the organism in Eukaryota, Metazoa, Nematoda, Chromadorea, Rhabditida, Rhabditidae. The record is from the annotation of a GenBank genome assembly.